This is a messenger RNA of Purpureocillium lilacinum, 741 nucleotides long. RefSeq lists its product as uncharacterized. Gene Ontology annotation, molecular function: oxidoreductase activity. The record is from RefSeq and is a predicted model, not a curated record. NCBI's taxonomy places the organism in Eukaryota, Fungi, Ascomycota, Sordariomycetes, Hypocreales, Ophiocordycipitaceae.
AUGGCGGCCGAGGAGAGGCUCCUCGUGCCCAUCGAGGUCUUCUCCGACACGCUCUGCCCGUGGUGCUGGGUCGAGAAGCGCAGCAUCGAGGCCGCCAUGCGGCGCUACCAGGCCAAGCACCCCGACGUCGACUUUGAGCUGGUCUGGCGCUCGUUCUGCCUCAACCCUCUCCUCAAGACAAGAUGCGACAAGCUCUCCCUCUACGACGAGUGGUCCGGCGGCAGCGCAACCUUCCAGGCGCACCUCGACCGCGUCCGCGCCGCCGCCGCCCCCUACCCGGACCUGCGCUUCCGCGUCACGGGGUCGACGGGCCCCUCGCGGCUCUCGCAGGUGCUCAUCGCGGCGGUCCUGCGGCGGCGCGGCGCCCUCGCGCAGGCGCGCGUCGUCGAGGCCCUCUUCCGGGGACACUUCGCCGAGGGCCGCGACGUCAGCGACGAGGAGUGGCUCGUGGGCGUGGGGCGCGACGCGGGCGGCCUGCCCGCCGACGUGGUGCGCGCGGAGCUGCGUGACGAUGACCGCGGCCGCGAGGUCGACGACGAGGCCGAGGCGGCGGUCGAGGAGCGCGGCGUGGAGGCGGUGCCGUGCGUGAUUGUGCUGGGGAGGUACAAGGUGGGUGGGUUUCAGCGCGAGGAUGUCUUUGAGACGCUGUUUGACAGGAUACGAGCUGAGAAUAUGCCGUCAUCCUGUAAGGGUAUGGGCGCGGAGGAUGCGGGAACCCCUGGAGCGACGGAGGGGACAUGA